This is a messenger RNA of Blastomyces gilchristii SLH14081, 963 nucleotides long. RefSeq lists its product as uncharacterized. The record is from RefSeq and is a predicted model, not a curated record. The transcript is spliced from 3 exons. The coding region runs from base 391 to 882 and encodes 163 amino acids. NCBI's taxonomy places the organism in Eukaryota, Fungi, Ascomycota, Eurotiomycetes, Onygenales, Ajellomycetaceae.
CUGAGACUGAACCCGCCACAUGUCUAUCAGCUACCUUCCUCAGUUCCCUUUCACCCCUCCAAGGUCUCCCGGCUAACAAAGCUUGUAGGCUAUUCUUUCAGUACCCAUCUUGCCAGCUAGCCGGGGAUCAUCUCUGCAAAGAAUAUAGGAUGGCGCAAUCCAGUCCAGCUCAAAUAGGCCUGUCUCCCACAGGCUGUCCGUGGUGCGCGCAUGAUCAACGCGGUAACCCCCCUAGCCAUACCAAAUGUGCCUGUUGCAAUGAGCUGGAAGAAAGGAGAUCGAUCCUGAAGAGAUGGGUAUGUUGAAACACUAAGCGUCUCGAAACUUAGAAACUACUAUUUGCAUGUACAUGUUCAUAUCAGGUCUGGAAACAGCCAGUAAGUUGCGGAUAUGUACAGAACUUUCGUUGCUUGGGUUUUUAAGGAAGAUUUGAUGGUAUUCGCAAGGAGCAGGGGCCCCAGUAGGAAAGAAAACAGUCAUCUCUCUCCCCACCUCUCUUUGAGGAGAAUGUUCCUACUUCUACAAUUAUGCAAGAAAUUGGAUGUACAUAGUCAUAGGAAGCCAGGCCAGAACGGGAAAGAAAGCAGGCCACAAAUGGAUAAAGCAAAACAAGAUGAUGGAAUAACAAUAAUGAUGGAGAGCAGCGCGAGCUAUGGGUACGGUACGGUGCCCCAAGAUAACAAGAGGAUGUCAGAUCUUCCUGCCCAAGGCGCGCUGGUGGAUACCUGCGAUUCAUGGCAGCUGGCGGACUUGUUGACGUACGGUGGACAGGGGGUGGAUAAGGUUGUUUUCAUCCUUGAAGAAGAGAGUAGGGAUGUUGUUGGUGUUCAGAUUCCAUUUUUGAGAAGUGGGAGGUUUAGCAAAGGAUGCAAAGGUAGAUAGGGGAUAAAAAAGAGAAUGCCCGUUGAGCUUGAUCUCAUCUCCGCUCAUAUAUACCCUCUCCACUUGUCUUUUUAUUCUUCU